AUGGAUAAGGACAUCCAGGUGUGGAAGCAAGUGUUCCAGGAGUUAAUUCAAGAGGUGAAGCCAUGGCACAAGUGGACGCUCACACUAGACAAGGGACUCCUGCCUAAUGAUCUGAAGCCAGGCUGGUUACAAUACCAACGGAAGACCUUCGCCAGGUUCCAGUGUUCCUCCUGUUCUCGCAGUUGGGCUUCUGCCAACAUCCUGGUCCUUUUCCACAUGCACUGGUGUAGGAAGAAGCUCAGGGGCCUGGUGAAGAUGAGGGUCUUCGCCCAGAGAUGCAAGAAAUGCCGGCAGCCCCCUUUUGAGGUUCCCGAGUUUACCAAGGACAACAUCACUAGGGUCCUGAACAACCUGGUGUUCAAAAUUCUGAAGAAGUGCUAUAGGGAAGGAUUUAAGCAAGCGGAGGAGAUUCCUGCCAUCAGGGAUGUCUGUCUUGAAGGGCCACACGACAGUCACAACUGUGAGGCAUGUCUGCAGGGCCUUUGUGUUCAGAUUGGGUCAGGCCCGCCCUCAAAGUUACCACCGUCCCCAUUAGCACCCACCCCCCCGGAGCCUGAGGAGGACCCUAAGGUCACUGGUACUUGUACCAACCCCCCACGCUCACCUCCACCUCCUAAUAAAGUGGACAAGGCCCAAGCAUCAACAGUGAAACCCAAAGCCCGCAGCCCUUCCAAGGCUGACCCCCGCAUUACAACUCAGUACCGCAUCUCAAAGCCAAUGACUGCUCCAACACUGGCGAGCCACCAGCUGCCACCAAGAAGCUCAAAUACCUGGCAGCCGCCACCAAUCAGCUCCUGCUCACGCACCUCGAAGCUGACACCACAGUACAGAAAUAAAGGCGGCCAGCAGCAGCGGCAGGCUGAAGUCAGGCAGGAUGUCACCUUCAUCGUCUCCCUCCGCCUAUGCUGCGCCCACUGCCUGGAACCCACCAGCACACAGCAUUUACCGGGUGGAAAGAAGUACUGGGGUGUACCAGGGGAGUGA
This is a messenger RNA of Jaculus jaculus (lesser Egyptian jerboa), 984 nucleotides long. RefSeq names its product receptor transporter protein 3 (gene Rtp3). Gene Ontology annotation, molecular function: olfactory receptor binding. The record is from RefSeq and is a predicted model, not a curated record. The transcript has 3 exons. Gene Ontology annotation, biological process: protein targeting to membrane; protein insertion into membrane; detection of chemical stimulus involved in sensory perception of bitter taste. Lineage: Eukaryota; Metazoa; Chordata; Mammalia; Rodentia; Dipodidae. The coding region runs from base 1 to 984 and encodes 327 amino acids. Gene Ontology annotation, cellular component: cytoplasm.